AUGGGCCGUGGGCUGCAGAUAGCCGCCAUCCCUUGGCUGAGCCUGUUUCUGCUUGUGGGGAGCCAAGUGCCAGCGUUCCAGGCCCACGAGCUCCGCUUUGGGCCCUGCCGAGUGGAGGGGGUAGCCCUUCUGGAGCUGUGGGAGGCCUUCCAGGCCAUGAAGGACUCUGUGCAAGCUCAGGAUAAGAUCACGAGUGUCCGGCUGUUGAAACAGGAGGUUCUCCAGAACGUCUCGGAUGCCGAGAGUUGUUACCUCGCCUACAAGUUGCUGAAUUUCUAUUUGCAUACCAUUUUCAAAGACUACCACCGCAAAGUAGUUGAGUUCAAGAUCCUGAAGCCAUUCUCCACCCUCGCCAACAACUUUGUUGCCAUCAUGUCAAAACUGCAACCCAAGCAGGAAAAUGAAGCAUUGUCCUGCAGGGAGAGUGCCCACAGGCGGUUUCUGCUGUUCUGGAGAGCAUUUAAACAGUUGAACACAGAAGCAGCUUUGACCAAAGCCUUUGGGGAAGUGGACAUUCUCUUGACUUGGAUGGAGAAAUUCUAUCAUCUCUGA
Molecule: messenger RNA, 552 nt
Organism: Perognathus longimembris pacificus (Pacific pocket mouse)
Lineage: Eukaryota; Metazoa; Chordata; Mammalia; Rodentia; Heteromyidae
Gene: Il24
Product: interleukin 24
Exons: 5
Coding region: 1-552 (183 amino acids)
Source: RefSeq, a predicted model, not a curated record